CGCAUUGUGCAAUAAAGCUGGACACGUUUUGAAUGGUGACGCGCUCCUGGGGCAUGCCGGGAGUUGUAGUUCUGUCUCCUCGCUGUCCAUGAGGAGCUGAGGCCGAUUUUUCCAAACUGCAGUCUAUGUAUCCUCAUGGCCUCAGAUAAGGUGACAGAGAAAGACUGGUACGACAUACUGGGGGCGCAUCCAUCUGACAGCCAAGUGGAGCUGAAACAAAAGUACCAAGCGCUGGCUCUAUUAUACCAUCCAGACAAGCAGCGCAGGGACGAUGCAGCUGAACCAGUAACAGAGGGCGCACAGAGGUUUAUUGAAAUCAAUCAGGCGUGGAAGAUUCUGGGGAACGAGGAGACAAAGCACGCCUAUGACCUGCAGCGGCGUGACAUCGAGAUGACCCGGUCGUUCCCUGUGGACACUCAGAUACACUUAGAGGAAAUGUUUUGGGAUGACGAUGGAGAACAUUACUCCUUCCUGUGUCGUUGUGGAGGAAAGUAUAUUGUUGACGAAGAAGACUUGGAACAGACAUUUUUAGUAAAUUGCAAUUCCUGCUCAUUGAUUAUAGAGAUCUUACACGGAGAACGGUAAGCGUGGAUAAUGAGAGAGAAGAAUGGAAUCCUGGAAUGGACUACGGACAUAUGGUGUAUAAAUCUUGUUUGUUAUAUCUGUAUAUACUGUAUUAUAGUGUUUCUGUAAUUAUUAAAGAAAAAACCCUUUUGUA
Molecule: messenger RNA, 718 nt
Organism: Pseudophryne corroboree (corroboree frog)
Lineage: Eukaryota; Metazoa; Chordata; Amphibia; Anura; Myobatrachidae
Gene: DNAJC24
Product: DnaJ heat shock protein family (Hsp40) member C24
Exons: 5
Coding region: 136-585 (149 amino acids)
Biological process (GO): positive regulation of ATP-dependent activity
Molecular function (GO): ATPase activator activity; ferrous iron binding
Source: RefSeq, a predicted model, not a curated record